GGAUCGAGCCUGGGUUUCCUGCACUGCAGGCAGAUUCCUUACCACCUGAGCCAUCAGGGAAGCCCCAGUGAGUACACAUAGCCUUUACAGUAGGAAAAGUAUAUUAAAAAGGAAACCUUCAAAUGUAAUAUAUCCUUGAUAGUAAGACUUUGAUAUUAUUCACCCUCACCAGACCCCCUGUAUCCAGCAGAGCACCAUGCUCAUGAAAUGCUGAAUAAUCAUCACCUUCUCCCUGGCAUAAGGCCAGGGAGAUGAGCUGUUGGGUGGGACCAGAGAGGAGGAGUCCAUGAUAAAGGGGACUGAGCAGAGAGCCAGGUUGCUGUUAUGGAACCAAUGGGACAUAUGAGGACCUCCUUAUUAAAAAUAGCGACUUCAGAUGAAUUUCUUUUCUUAAAAUUUUUUAUUUUGACAAUUUCAGAUUUGCAGACAUGUUGUAAAGAAAGUCCAAAUAAAUAAUUCACAGACACUCUUCACCCAGACUCGUAUCUGUUAACAUUUUACUACAUUUUCUUUCCACUCUAUUUCAAGGAGAUUCCGACACACAGAACAAGUUGGUAUUAAGAUAUUCCAUUUCCUAAAUAAUCCUACAAUCAUUCCCCUCUAUGAGAACCCCUUUGGUGGGGACCUUCCUCUUUCAGAGGCUACUCCCUUCCCCUCCUAGCCCCUCCCGCUCCUUGGCCAAGAAUACUGAACAGGAAGAAGUGUUUGCUCAGGGAUGCUGGUGAGACAGAGACUAUGUGAGGAAGGAAGGACACUGCCCACACACAGGAGCUUAUUCUCACUGGAAGGGCCUCCACCUGCCACACCAAGCACAAGGCCACUGGGAAAGAUCCCCACCUGCAGACCAGACCAGCCUUCCAGGGAGACAUCAGGCCUCCUCAUCUCCUGCAUCAUGAACUGGCAUAUGAUAAUCUCUGCGCUUAUAGUAGUGGUGCUUAAGAUUGUUGGAAUGACCUUAUUUCUGCUUUAUUUCCCACAGAUUUUUGGCGAAAAUAAUGCCAUCUUCAUUCCCACAGAGAGCUCUGGAACAGUCCCACAGAUUUUGGGGAAUGGCACUGUCAGCUUCACCCCAACAGAGAGCUACGGAACAGUCUGCCCCAAGGGGUGGGAUUUUCAUCAGGGAAGAUGUUUUUUCUUGUCCAAAUCAGAAUCAUCUUGGAACAAGAGCAUGAACUUUUGCAAAGAAAAAGGAUCCACGUUGGCCAUUGUCAACACGCCAGAGAAAAUGAAAUUUCUCCAGGACAUAACUGGUGCUGAGAAGUAUUUUAUUGGCUUAUUAUACCAGCCUGUAGAGAAAACGUGGCACUGGAUCAACAACACUAAGUUUAACGGCAAUGUUACCAAUCAGGGUCAGAAUUUCCACUGCGUGACCAUAGGCCUAACAAAGACAUAUGAUGCUGUUUCAUGUGACAUCACCUACCGCUGGAUCUGUGAGAAGAAGGCCCAAUGAGGAAGUUCUCUGUGGCCUCUGACAAGAACAACAAAUAUACAACGGAGAGAGCAAAACAGCAUAUUGGCAAUAGGGACUGAUCCAGGAGAUACAAAACAUCAAAUUCCUACGUCGGUCUUCCACAGGUCACUGGAGAACCCCCUAAUAGCUCCUCAGUGCCAAAGUACCAGGCCCUCCACAAAUAUACUUGCAGAUGCACAGCUGAGGCAAGCUCCUCAUUCUGAAUCAGCAACUCCCCGAGACCCUAUUUCCUGUGAGAGUCACACCCGUGGCUUUGGAUCUACAUGGGUCAACUGAUCAAAUGAUCUCUUUAUCCAUCUGUCUACUAGUAGAGGUCCUUGGCUAUUGGGGGAAAUCAGUUUCUGCAUUCCACUUUGAGGGACUGGAUACUAUUAAUAUCACCAGGAGACAGACUCAGUUUGAUGGAGACAACUGGUUGAUACAGAGAUGAGGUCUGCUUCUAUAGAACCAAGGAUUUCUGACUGAUCAACAGGCUUUGUUUUGUCCUCAGAGCACAUGACCAUACUACCAGGGAGAAACUGCAGACUGAGCAGGUGUGAACAUUACUUAAAGAAUAGCAAGAGUGGAAGAGGGAUAAACUCAGCUUCUGGAGCUCACUUUUGUUCCCAAGAGACCCCUGUUCUCAUACUCUCCAGCCUACCUGGGGAGGGACAGCAGAGGCCCUCUUCAAUCUGCUUUGAGGCCAGGCCUAGGAAUGGUCGUGAGAGCUAAGCUGGGACCAGAGACAGCACUGUUCAUGAGAAUGGAGAAGGAGCUGGGCAGGGCAGGAAUCUGCUAGGAAACCUCUCUGAAGACUACUUAACACCUAAGAUGACCACACUUCAGAGAAUGAAUCUCUGUUCUUCAGCAAAGUCCUAAAGAAAUAAGCUAAAUAUUUCCUUGGUCUUGGCCUGAAUCUCCAUUUUAAUGGGUUUUGAUGACCUGUUGGUUGGGUGUAUACUAAGAAUUUGGUAUAGUUCCUUGGGUCCCAGUAGUCAUAAUAUAUUCCUGCCUGCAGUUGUAGAGGUACUGCAUGGUACAAUGCUGCCAGGUACAAUCUACUCACCCCAAAGAUGCCAGCACUUGUUGGUACCACACUGACCCAGGACUGGUCCAGCUGACCACAGAGUAGAAAAAGAGGAGGACUGCUCAAGGAAACAUUGGAUGGAGGCAAGUUGUGGGCAUUUGGUAGAAAGGGAACUCCAGGGACACAGGAAAGCCAUAUGCAGGAGGAAAAAGAGCUCAUUUGGCCAUAUUGAAAGAAAGGCAAGGAAAAGGUAGAAAAGUCUUGUGGACAUCCUGUCUGUCCUCUGUACUUGCAGGAAGACAUCAUCUACAGACCCUUCUCAGUACGUGGGAAAGAGAAGAGAAAUACAUAUGUGUUUUAAUUUAACAAGAAUUGAGCCAUAAGAACAGACUCGUUGGAAAAGACCCUGAUGCUGGGAAAGAUUGAAGGCAGGAGGAGAAGGGGACAACAGAGGAUGAGAUGGCUGGAUGGCAUCACUGACUCAAUGGACAUGAGUUCGAGCAAGCUCCAGGAGUUGGUGAUGGACCAGGAAGCCUGGUGUGCUGCACUCCAUGGGGUCUCAAAGAGUCAGACACAACUGAGUGACUGAACUGACUGACUGAAGCCAUAAGGGAAGUCUGCAUAAAACUACUAGAAAUUAUAGUCACCCAAGUAAAGAGAUCACCAUUUAUGUCUAAUAAAAAUGUACUACAAUGAUUGUGAACAUCA
Messenger RNA from Bubalus bubalis (water buffalo), 3185 nucleotides. It is a transcript of the gene CLEC5A, whose product is annotated as C-type lectin domain containing 5A. Gene Ontology annotation, biological process: innate immune response. The transcript is spliced from 7 exons. Gene Ontology annotation, molecular function: virus receptor activity. The record is from RefSeq and is a predicted model, not a curated record. The coding region runs from base 716 to 1450 and encodes 244 amino acids. Lineage: Eukaryota; Metazoa; Chordata; Mammalia; Artiodactyla; Bovidae.